Messenger RNA from Cherax quadricarinatus, 8578 nucleotides. RefSeq names its product beta-1,3-galactosyltransferase 1. The record is from RefSeq and is a predicted model, not a curated record. Lineage: Eukaryota; Metazoa; Arthropoda; Malacostraca; Decapoda; Parastacidae. Gene Ontology annotation, molecular function: hexosyltransferase activity. Gene Ontology annotation, cellular component: Golgi membrane.
GGUCGCCAUCAGUAAUAACUGCUGGCAGUGGUCGCCAGCAGUAAUAACUGCUGACAGUGGUCGUCAGCAGCAGCAGUGACUACUGGCAGUGGUAGCCAGCAAUAGUAGUUACUGCUGACAGUGGUCGCCAGCAGUAAUAACUGCCGACAGUGGUCGCCAGCAGCAGCAGUGACUGCUGACGGUGGUCGCCAGCAGCAGCAAUGACUGCUGACGGUGGUCGCCAGCAGCAGCAGUCAUGUGAUCAUUUUCAAGGUUGUCACAGAGUGAUGCAUGUAGGGACACUCUCUCUCUCAGUAACUAGUAUUCACUGUACUGUGUCUGAGGGGAGAGCAGUGACAGUGAUGAGGUGUAGCAGCAGUCAGCACAAUGCAGGUGGCACUGAACACAUGGUUAAGAACAAACAGCAUUUGGAGGCAACGAGGGACCCACUUAAUACUGUGAAGAUUUCCUGUACCAAUUAAGUGUGUUUGGGCAUAAAUCCUGAAUAUACCUGUGUCUUGGUGAUGUGGCUAGGAGACACACCAACAGGAUAGAUUGUUGGUAGAUGGAUGCUGCUUGAUUGCGACAAUAAAGUACCAUGUGACUUCCAUCUUCCUUCCUCUCUGUGCAUAAGAUAACUACUGCAACCACCACUCUAACCAAAAAUACCCAAAAAAUGAACAAAUGUACCUGAUAUAAAAAUAGUCUUCCGAGGCUAAUCCUAGAAUUCAUUGGCUAUAAUGGUACAGGCAGUGGGUUGAUUGCUAGACCAUACCAAGGCUGAGAGUCUAGUGAGAGAGUUGGGGAAGGGCAUGUUGUUGGUAGGGUGUCUGGAGGAAGCUGAAGCAUCUUUUGGACUCAGAUCUAGAUUUGAACUAAGCCCACUGGAUGGCAGCACCAGGCCUAGGAGGCAUGACAUGAAAUAGAAAGCUCAACAGGGGUUACAUAAAAUUCACAUGGCAUGAUUCCUUGAGAUGUCUGAGUGUCCCUAUCUGCCCCUUAGUAAUGUACACUCUGAUAACAUGGAUGGUGAUCACCAGGACCAGCCUAUGGUCAACCUGUGGCUUGGAAGGACAGUCCAUCGCUCCUAUGUUAGCCGCAGAGCUGUGUGUUCACAGCCUGCCUUUGUGGCAUUAAUCCUUGUAUCAAUCUUUAUCUUCCUUUUCUUUCAAUUGGUCAACGUUGUGCCCCACAAACCAGUGCCUCCAACCUUCACAUGGUCAUCAAAUGCUACAAGAAAUUUAAAUGUCUACAUAAGACCAGGUCUUCUUACUGCACUUCUUCAGCCUAGUAAUUUAUGCAGUCAGACUCCUUUCAUGCUCUUUGUAGUCCCUAGUGCCAUCAAUAACACUAAGGAAAGAGGAACUAUCAGAGCAACUUGGGGUCAGUGGGCCAAGAGUAAUACAUUAAGGACCUCAUCUAAAGAAGACCAAAUAUUUCAGAAGAUCAUUGGUGUCAAGGGAGGACUGGCAAACAUAGCAGAGUUAAAGACUCAGCUUCCUCUGACGUCUAAACUCGUCUUCCUCUUAGGAAAAGCACGAGGGAAGACUCCCAUUACCAAGACAAUUCAAGCAGAAAGUCAAACAUACGGAGAUAUUAUUGUAGAGGACUUUGUAGAUUCUUACACAAACUUAACUCUCAAGUCUGUUUUUAUGCUCAAAUGGGUUCAAAACAAUUGUCCUGGAGUCAAGUUUAUUAUGAAGGUAGAUGAUGAUAUUUUUGUUAAUGUUCCUAACCUUCAUCAUUCCCUCCUUAAUCAAACUACAAAAGCUCCUCUCUUAACUGGCAAUCUUAUAUGUGGUGCAAGACCAAUCCAUGACCAGUGGUCAAAGUGGUACACCCCCAAGUACAUGUUUCGUGAAGGAAAAUAUCCAAAUUACCUCUCUGGAACUGGUUAUGUUAUGUCAGCAGACUUGGUUAAACCUCUUCUAAGAAUGGCACUUGCUACUCCUUACUUUCAUUUGGAAGAUGUUUUUUUAACUGGGAUAUGUGCCAGAAAAAUUGGUGUAAAUCCAAAGGACAACUUUGGCUUUAGCUAUCAGCCUCGAGCAGUCAGUCCUUGUGUGUACAAAGAGGUAAUUAUGGGUCAUGGAGUGAUACCAUCAGAGAUGAUAAAACUUUGGAAUAUGCUCAACCAGCCAAAGACUCUUGCCAAAUGUCAUCCAAUAAUUAAAUCAAAACUACGUCGCCAUUAUCCAACAAAGUGCUCCUAGAAAUGAAGUGGUUCUAAUUCUAAAACAAACUCAUAGAAGCUUAGAGGUGAAUAUAAGAUUUAGUAUCCUAAAAGAAUUUUGCAGUAUUCCUUUUUAUUAUUAAUGCAUUCUUGUUAUGGAAUGUUCCUUCAUGGUUCAUAGUAAUUGUACAUUUAUUGAGAGCUAUUUAAGUAAUUGAGGAAAGUCUCAAGUUACUGAUAUACAUAUAUUACAAAAUUUAUAUUGACAGUGUAAUCAUUACUGAAUGAGAUUUAAUAAUUGUUCAAAUACUAACCAUGUCAUGAAGCAAAACUUUAAUGCCUAAACCCUGGAUAUAAUGAACUUCAGUAUGUUGUACUUUGGAAAUACAGAACUAACCCUGCAGAGUCAGUUGUUCCUGAAACAGAAAGAGUCCAUUAGUUACAGUAUUGUCAGUUACAAUGAUGGCACAAUGAUCUCAUCUCCAUCCACCAGUCAGUGUUACCGGCCAGCUGUUCUUCCUGUCAUUAUAUCAAGGGUUUGCUAGAUUGUAAUAUUCAUGUCAAAAAAUUGCUUGAAAAUUGUAAAAUUCUUAUUACUACUAGGUGAUCAUGUACUUUAUGCCGGUAUAGAGUGCCGUUCCCCUCAUCAUGCACAUAUAAAUGCCUUGGUCCUUAUUACUGUGAUAUGUCUUACAGCAAAUAAUGUGCAUAUAUGAAUAACAGUUUUGUUGAAGUUUUGUCACUGAGGACAGGUGACAUAUAUAAUAUUAUCUAUCUGCUUCUUUUAUGUCUUGUGCAUUUUAUAAUGCCUUUCCUUUUUGUCUUUCUGAUGAAAUAUUCUAACAGUCACUAACUGUGAAAAAUGUUCUAUAUUAUUAUUUUAAAUUAUUUCAGCAAUUGCUGUGAUAAGAAUCUCUGUUGCUGAUAUAUAAAAGUUCAGACGUGAUUUACAUUAUUCUCCAAAAUUAUUCAUACCCCUUGAUGAUAUGUAACCAAAAUCAGAUUCAACAGGACUGUGCAGGUGUUGAUUCAAUAUUUUUUAAUGCAAAUUCUGUGCAGUGGUAUAAAUCAAAAUUUGGAAUAGCAAAAUCAUGAGUGUUGUAUAUCACAUGAGUCACAAGUGCAGUACAGUAGUUAUAUAUACUGUAUUUGUAAAUACAUAAUUAUACUAUUUUCAUAUUUUUAUAUAUAUUGACACACAAUACAAACAUUAAUACUGCUAUGCCAUUACUCUUCUGGUUAUUAGUCUCAAAAUAAGGGCAGUUACAAAAUCAGGAAAUUAAUACUGUUUGUCAAACAGUUUGAGAGAUCUCCAUGCUCACCAGCAGUCAAGUUCUUGCUAUUUAUUAUGAACAAGGGGCUCAGAAAAUUGUCUGGAAUCUCUUGAGGAAAAAUAAGAUACAGUGGACCCUCGACCAAUGGACUAAUCUAAUUCACAAUAUUCCUUAUGGGAACAAAUUCGUUCAGUACUGGCACCUGAACAUACUUCUGGAAUGAAAUAAUAUCGUAAACCGGGGGUCCACUGUAUAUCGCAGGUACACGUGGGAUCAAUUGAAACGGCUUGUAAACACUGGCACACUGGCUGUACAUGGAGUCUUGGAGUGGCUGGGCCCACUCAGGCCCCAUGGACACGUUCGGGCCACAAGUCUUUAGACGAGUAUAUCGCCAUUGGUAGAGCCAAUUUUUUGACCCCCAAAGAGCACCGUUAGUCAAUUUUGGCGUUAGUCGAUGCCACCAUUGGUUGAGGGUCCACUACUCAUUUUUAGAUCUGUUAAUGACUGUAUAAAAUAUAUUUAUGUGAAGAAGAUUCCGGUCUUGACCAUAAUCUUCAUCAUAAAGAGGCUCAAGGAUAAAUGAAAGGCUGCAAUCCUGUCAGGUAGAUGAAGAAUUGUACCUAAACAUGCAGUCAAAAAAGUAGGUCAGGAGACUUGCCUCUAAAGACCAAGUGACAGUUAAGGAUCUGUAGAAAAACUGACAUUCAUUAGGGUACAAUUUUUCCAAGACCAUUUGAUGUCAUGAAUCUGGUGUCCAUGGCAGUGCUGUAUGGAAGUAACCUCUUUCAAAAAGACUGCAUAAAAGAAAAGAGAAACUCGAGUUUAGUAAAAUCAUUUGAAUGACUGAGUCAGAUGAUGCUUUGUAAUUGGAUUAAUUGAAAGUGUUGUAUGCAAAUCAGUGACCUAAUGAAGAAUACAAGUCAUAACACUGUGGCUGGGACAUCUUGCAGCUAAAGACCUUGGACAACAUUUUUAUCUAUUCUGGACCAUUAUUAACCCUUUGACUGUCGCGGCCGUAUAUAUACGUCUUACAAGGUACCGUGUUUGACGUAUAUAUACUCAUAAAUUCUAGCGGCUUCAAAUCAAGGAGAAAGCUGGUAGGCCCACAUGUGAGAGAAUGGGUCUUUGUGGUCAGUGUGCACCAUAUAAAAAAAUCCUGGAGCACGCAGUGCAUAAUGAGAAAAAAAACUCCAACCGUUUUUUUUAAUUAAAAUGCUGACUUUGUGAUCUAUUUUCGUAUAGUAUUUAUGGUUGUAUUCUCGUUUUCUUGGUCUCAUUUGAUAGAAUGGAAAACAUAUUAUAGAAAUAGAGGUGAUUUUGAUUGAUUUUACUAAAAAAGAACCUGGAAAUGGAGCUCAAAGUAGGGGAAAUGUUUGAUUUUUGCUGAUGUUCAAAAGUAAACAAAUGAUGUCAUUGUCUAAUAAAUGUCCAACUAGCCAUUCUAAUAUGCAGUCAUGAAUGGGUUGAUGUUAUUUACACAAUUAUUACAGUAUUGCAGUAGUCUGCGUGAUAGUAAAUCUUCUAUUUUUUGUUUGAAUAAAAAUUCAAAAUAGAAAGCAAGAGUAAUAUCAGAGGGGCCUGGAGACAUGACUGAUGAACAAAGAAAAUGUUAUUUUAGAGCCAGGAAUGUCUGCAUUGUUCAUUCUGGACCCUAUUUUGAAAUUGUCAUAUUUUUUAAUUUUCGUUAAAUUGGCCAAAUUGCAAAUUUCUGACCAUGUUAUUGGGUAGUUGAAAUUGGUAAAUGGGCAUUUUCUUGUACUCAAUCGUUAGAAAAAAUGGAGUUCUAAAGAAAUAGCUAUGAGUUUGGUCGACUGGAACAAUGGAAUUAGCCGAAAAUAGGGCUCAAAGUGGGCGAAAUCGCCGAUUUGUAAAUAUCGCCGAGGUCGAUAACUUCGCGAGAGCGUAAUUCCGUCAGUUUUCCAUCAAAUUUCGUUUUUUUGGUGUCAUUACAAUCGGGAAAAGAUUCUCUAUCAUUUCAUAAGAAAAAAUUAUUUUUUUUUUUUUUAAAUUUGCGACACCAGGAGACACCUCAGGAUUGGGGGUUGCGACAGUCAAGGGGUUAAACCACAAUUGUUUCAAUUAUAACUUAAAAACAGUCCAGGACAGACCAGGAUAUCACCUAAGGUUUCCUCUCCAGCAUGUAGGUUAGUUGUUACCAUCAGUAUUUAAUUAGUACUAGCACAUGUAGCUGAAUGUUAGAUGAUUAUCUUCCCCAACUUAUAAAACCAAUUCUUAUUGAGAACAUAGGAAGUAUAAUAGCUCUUGCACUGUAAAUUGCAUAAAAAAGGCCUGCACUUGGAUGACAGCUAAUAAUCUAAGAUACUCAGUUAAAAAGAAAAGAAAAAAGUAAAUUUUUGGGCAUACACUUGGACACAAAAAAUUAUUUUAACACUCAUAUUUAGCAUAUAGGUAAGGAAGUUUCAAAAACAAUUGGUAUACUUUUCAAAAUUUGCUACACACCCCAGCUUGACUGCUCUUACUCUAUAUCUGACAUGCACACAUUUGAUACUUUCGUGGGUGAAAAUGUUAGGCAUGUUUUCAUACAUAUGCUGCCUUUGUUCACCUUGCAAUAAAUAGCUACAUUCUUGAGGAGGGAAAAAGACCCCAAUAGAAAUAAGCCACACUAGCUUUCGUGGGUUGUUCUGAGGCAGUCCAAGUAAUGCAUCUUGAUCACCUACACAAAAAAGAGAGUGUGUGUGUUUGUGUGUGUGCAUUUAUGUUUGGGGUAUUGAUGACAAACUACCUCCAAUCAGUCAUCAAACAAUAAAAAGCAGACCAUACCAUGGGCAGGAUUGAACCCACGGUCAGUGUGUCUCAAAACUCCAGACCCGCCCGUGGUAUGGUUUGUUUGCAAUCGUGUCAUUACGAUUUCAUGAGUCAAAUAAAAAGUAGCUUCAGCCCCAAAUAAAAUUUCAAUUGUGAGUAGAACACAACAUAUUUAAUAUAAUCUCUAGACUUAGAAAAUAUGCAUGACAAGCACAUGUUCUACCAUCCACUCUACCUCUUCACGAUCCUGAGCCAUAAGACUGACCCUACUUAAGAUGCUUCCUUGGUAACUCUAACAGAAUACACAGUUACUACACCUAAAACAGUUUCCCUUUGAUGUUUCUUGUGUGCAAAUAAAUGGGCCAAAAACCUGUUACAAUCUGCCAGUUGAUUCUAUCACCUGUACAGUACCAAAGUUCACAAGAAAUCUCAAAGAACACUGUGCAUAUCGAGGUUCUUAGUUACAUAUACAGUAUCUUCUCAAAUUAUAUAUACUGUAAUUAUAAUUUUAUCUUCAAACUUAGUCUUUUUUUCUUUUUAAUAGAGCUAGUCUAACACAGUAAUACACAUUUUUUGUCUUGAAUAUUUUUUAUUUUUGUUUUAAUUUCCAUUGGCAAUAUUCAAACAUUAGAUUAAUAUUACGUAAAUGUCUUCAGCAUUUCAGCAUCUCCUAAUUUUAAACACUUUACCUACUUACAUACAUUUUAGUUCCAUGGCAUUUUAAACUCUGAAUCAAGUUUUAACCCGUAAAUGGUCCAAACGUAUAUAUACGUUCACUACCGUACUCCCCCAACUUUUUUGAGAAAAAAAGAAACGUUGUGUUUUAAUAGGAAAAAAGAGCAUAUGGUACCCAGGCAUCCCCAAUUAUUUUAAUAUGGCACACACUGAGUGCUCACACCCAUUCUCUCAUGUCUAGGUGACUCAGGCUUAUCGUGGCAAUGUUAAAUGUAUGACACAUAAAACGUAUACGUAUAUACGUUUGGGGCACUAGCUGUAAAAACGUAUAUAUACGUUUGGACCGUUUACGGGUUAUUGAUAUCAGUUGUCACCCAAAUUUUACUAUUUUUUGCUAUUAAAUAUGUACCCUUCAAUUAUCAUUUGCAGUAAAUUUAAAUUAGGAUUUACAGCUUUUCCUGUUUUUGUAACUUAUUCAAGAUGUAUAAAUGUAUGUAUGGAGAGGGUUGAGCAACAGCUGAUACGGUAAUCAAAAUCGUGACUUGCAUAAAGAAAAUUUUGGAAAAUUGUAAAAUUUGUGUACUCACAAAUUUGUGCAUCUUGGAAAGGAAAUAUUAUUACAAGAACUAUAAAGAAAUGCAGGAAAGUAAAGCUAAGUGUAUAAUCACUGCAUGUAAAAGUUGGUAAUAUUUACCUGUCUUCUUACAUCUUCAUGACACAGAAAGAAGAGACCAGGAAUCCUGCCAGAGUGCACAAUGUUUAAUAGGCUUUUCUUUGAGUCGUAUGGUAGUGUGGAAGUGCCUUCCUUGAUGAGCAGUCUCUGCCAACUACUAAAAUAUUGUGUCCUGUGGCCUGGUUGGCAAUGCUCUCGCCUCACACACUGAGUGUCCGUGUUUCGAUCCCCGACACUGGUGUUCACCUAGCAUCAAGUAGUGUUAGUUGACUGGUGGGGGUCGCAUCCUGGGGGACAAGAUUGAAGGACUUCAGAGGAAAUAAGACAGUCCUCGAUGAUGCACUGACUACCCCUCUGGGUAAAAUUCCAGAUAUCUUAUCUUAAAGGCUACAAAAACUGCCUCCUCCAUGUAAUUAAGCUAAAGGAAGCUUGAUCAACCACAGUACUGAUUACCAAGUUACAAGUAAAUGCAAGCAUUGUUGAUUUUACAUUACAUGUAGUGUAUCUCUUAUUGUGUUAGGCUGUUAAUACAAUAUUAAUAGUUACACUGAUAUUUACUUUCUCAUGCAUUUGUCAUGAAAAAUAUUGACUUAACUAAAUCAUCUUCCUGAAGAGACUCAUAAUUAAUACAUUUCAUCAUGGGGUAUGCAGGUAAAUAAAUUUGGAGGCAACUGUAUAUCUGAAUUUUGGAUGCAUGAUAUUUUUAAAGCACCUAGUCAUAGUAAAUAUUAAUACUGUAUAUGAGAAUAUCCUAGUCGAACUAAUAUAGGGUUUAGUAUAAUAUUUAGUUGUUCAAUUAUAAUAUGUGUAAAAUGCAGUUUGUGCUUGCCAGAUAUAAGUCCGAGUAAUAGCUCAGUGACUCAGUCCCAUUUGUUAAGUGUUAAGGUGAGGUGCAAGAGAAGCCCUUAUUCUGUGACUUUGUAUGCCCAGUUCCUUUAAUAAUAAGACAAAACUAAAAAUUAAAUGAGUUCUUAACAGAGUUAUGUAAUGAAUCUCAAUAAAGAAAUGUUUACAAGUAAUAUAAUUGACACAGUAAAA